CGACCGGGGCCUGUGGCAACGCCCUGCCCCCCGGCAGCACAAUAAUGAAGUAGGCCAGAGCUGGACAGUUGUAACCAAAGCGGGGAUCAGGAAUUGCUGGUUCCAGGAGCCGCAGAGCUGCCUCUCCGCCUAACUCUUUCUCUGCGUCUUGUGGUUCUUAACGAUAAAUGAUACAUAAGGGGUGGGUGGAGCUGGGGCCCUGCUCCCGCGGGGUGGCUCUGCCUGUCUCUGGGGGCCUGGUGUGUAAAAUGUUCAGCACGGUGAACACUUUGCUGUUAUCAUUGGGUUAGAGCUGGGGCUGGGGGGCGGGGGUCUUUCCCAGGACGCGGGAUGAGGCUGGGGGCCAGGACCUGGCAGCCCCCAAAGGGGCUCAAAGUGGAGUCGUGAGGGGUCAAGCCGAGGCUCCUCCGCCUCAGGAAUUAGUUGAUAGCCUUUUGGACCCCAGCCCUGCAGCGAGCGACAGCCCAGGCAACCAAUCAGGUGCGGGGACGGCUUCGGGCAGGGCUCCCAUUGGCCCGCUCCGCCCCUCCAGGGACAGAAGGGACCCUUAAAUAAGUGCCUGCUGUUCGGCUCCAAGCAGAGCUUCCAGCGACCCUGCGCCAUGAGCUAGAGGAACGAGGUUCAGGGAGGGCCAGGGGUUGCCCGCGGCCACACAGCGCGUCUCAGCCGGACCCUCCGUCGUGUGCUCUGUGCAUUCCCACCAUGGCCUCCUGGACACAGCUAAUGCUGCUGCUUUGGAAAAAUGUCCUGUAUCGCAGGAGACAGCCGAUCCAGCUCUUGGUGGAGUUGCCGGGGCCUCUGUUUCUCUUCUUCAUCCGGUGCCACUCCCACCCCCGACCGGAGCAACAUGAGUGCCACUUCCCCAACAAGCCGCUGCCCCCGGCCGGCACCCUACGGCUCCAGGGUCUCAUCUGCAGCACGAACGACACCUGCUUCCCGCAAUCCGCGCCCGCCGAGCCGCCAGGUGUCCUCGGCAACUUCAAGGACACCCUCGUCCUCUGGCUCCUGGCAGGUGCCCACACCAUCCUUGGGGGUGGGGGAAGAGCCCACAGGAUGCUGGCCAGCCUGGGAAAGCUAAUGCCAAUGCUGAGAGCGGCGGGCGGGGCAGCCCGGCCUCAGCCAAGCGACCGGCUGUGGGACCGCCUGCCCCUGACCACUGAGCUACGGGGGACACUGCUUCGAGAGAUGAGAUGGGCUCCCACCGUGGCCUUCUGGGCUUCCCCAUCCUGGCCAGGGGCCUCUGGUUCCGGCUUCCAGGCCUUUUCCUGGGCUGUCCCUGGCUCCUGGAGGGACGAGGGACGGGUGCCCAGAGGGGCUGUGUCCAGCAUGGCGCAAUCCCUGGGGUCUGGGCUGGACCAAACCCGGGAGUCCGUGAGGAGCUUCCUGGAGGCAGCAGAGAACGUGGCCCAGGAGCUCCUGGCACUGCCCGGCCUGGUGGAGCUGUGGGCGCUGCUGCGGAGACCUCAAGGGACUAGCCGGCCCCUGGAGGCCGUGUCGGAAGUCCUCUGCGGUGCCAAGGGCCCUGGCAUCCCAGGGGGGCCCUCCCUCGACUGGUAUGAGGCCACCCACCUGAAGGAGUUGGUGGGGCAGGAGCCCAUCCCGGGCCUGCCCGACAGCAGCCUGAGCCCUGCCUGUGCUGAGCUGAUGGGGUCGCUGGAAACCCACCCACUGCCCCUCCUGCUCUGGAGGCGCCUGAAGCUGCUAGUCCUGGGGAAAGGCUUCACCAGGCGGCUCACGGCCCAGGGGAACCGGACCUUCUAGAAGCUGGCUCUGCUGAAGGGCCUCCAGGAGGUGUGGGGUGUGCUGGGACCCCAGCUCUUCAACUACUUGAACCACAGUACAAACGCGGCCAUGUGGCAGGAUGUGGGGGCGAGUGUGCAGGCGGCUUGUGGAAUCCAGGGGAGCUCAGGGAGGGGGGACCCAACUUGGAGCAGUGCCCCAUUCCAAGGAAAGCCUGAGGAGGGCCACAGCUUGGCCCUGCAGAAAUCUGAUGGCCGAGCUGGGCCGCGCCCUGGGGUCCCCGAGGAAGAAGCGCCGCCUGGCCCUGAGGUUCAGGGGAGGAUCCGGGCACCCAGGACCCACACCCAGGCCCUUCCUCAGUGUGUGACCCUGGACAAGCUGGAGGCGGCACCCUCAGAGGCAGCCCUGAUGGCGCGGGCCCUGGAGUUGCUCGCGGAGCACCACUUCUGGGCCGGCAUCGUCUUCUGGGGCCCGAGGGCUUUGGACCCCGCACAGCUCGCGGGCCCUGGUCACCUGCGCAUCAAGGUCCGCAGGGAUAUCGACGCCUUCGCGAGAACCAAGAAGAUCAGGAACAGGUUCUGGGACCCGGGCCCGGCUGCUGACCCCUUGACAGACCUGCGCUAUGUGUGGUGUGUCAGCCGCACCGAGGCCCGUGCAGGCCUCUACCCGCAGCAGACGCCCUCCCCGUGCUACGCGGAUGACGUGGUCCUGCGUGUACAGAGCCAGUCGCUGCCGCUUUUCCUGACCUGGAUCCACUCCGUGGCGCCGGCGGUGAAGGCUGUGGAGCGAGGGAAGGAAAGGAGGCUGCGCUACGCGAUGCAGGCCCUGGGACUCGGCAGCGCGGUGCUGUGGCUCGGCUGGUUCCUCAGCUGCCACUCGCCCUUCCUCGGCAGCACGGCGCUGCUCGUGCUGGUGCCCAAGCUCGGGGACAUCCUCCCCCAUAGCCACCCGGCCGUGGUCUUGUUCUUGGCGGCUUUCGCCGUGGCCACCGUGGUCCAGAGCUUCCUUCUGAGCGCCCGCUUCCCCCGCGCCAACCUGGUGGCUGCGUACGGAGGCCUGGCCUACUUCGUGCUCUGUCCGCCCUACGUGCUGUGGGUGGCCUGGCGAGACCGGCUGCCUGCGGGUGGUCGUCCCCACCGCAGUCUUCUGUCGCCUGUGGCCUCUGGGUUUGGCUGCAAGAGCCUGGCGCUGCCGAAGGAGCAGGGUGAAGGCGCCCCGUGGCACAGGGCGGGCACCGGGCCCGCCCCUGGCGUCUUCAGCCCGGCCCAGGUCUCUGGCAUCCUGCUGCUCGACGCUGUGCUCUAUGGCCUCGCCACUUGGUACCUGGAGGCCGUCCCCCCGGGCCAGUAUGGGAUCCCCAAGCCGUGGAACUUUCCCUUUCGGAGGAGCUAUUGGUUUGGACCUCGUUCUCCCAAGGGCUCCACCCCGCCUCCCACCCUGAAGGACCCAGAGGUGCCGACGGAAGAGGUCCCACCCGUGGAUUCCGGGGUCUCCGUACGGGGCCUGGAGAAACGCUUUCCUGGCAACCCCCAGCCAGCCCUGCGUGGGCUCAGCCUGGACUUCUGCCAGGGCCAGAUCACCGCCCUGCUGGGCCACAACGGAGACGGCAAGGCCACCAUGCUGUCCCUACUGUGUGGCCUCUUUCCACCCACUGGUGGCUCUGCCCGCAUCCUGGGCCACGAUGUCCAGUCCAGAACGGAAGCCGUCCGGCCCCACCUGGGCGUCUGCCCGCAAUACAACGUGCUGUCUGACGUGCUGACCUUGGAGGAGCACAUCUGGCGGUCAAAGGGCCUGAGUGCAGGAGCCGUGAGCCCCGAGGAGGCCCGUCUACUGCAGGAUGUGGGGCUUGUCCCCACGCGUCGUGCGCAGACCAGCUGCCUCUCUGGUGGGACGCAGCAGCAGCUUUCAGUGGCCAUCACCUUUGUGGGAGGCUCCCGGGUUGUCAUUCUGGAUGAACCCACGGCUGGUGUCGACCCUGCUUCCCGCUGCAGCAUCUGGGAGCUGCUGCUCAAAUACCGAAAAGGUAGGAGUUGGGGGAGGCACGAGGAUCCCCUAGAUUGUGAUUCAGCGGCCAGAAGACGUCCCGCCCAGCUGCUGUCGCUCGUGCGGUGCCUGGUGCCCGGGGCGCGGCUGGUAAAGGAGCUGCCCUACGGUCUCCCCCAGCAGCACACCCUGGGGAGGAGGCAGGCGCACGCAGAGGGCCCCACGGCGUCUUGGGCGCGGGCGACUCCUAGACCCUCGGCUGAACGGCGACCCUCAAACCCGAACGCACCCCUGAUGGCCCCACAGAUCACCAGCCACCAGCGGCACUUGGGCGCGGGCCUCGCUCCCCCAGACGUGACCUCACGGCUCAAGGUUCUGCCGGAAGAGUCGGCCCUGGAGAACGCGGAGCCCGCGACGGCUGCCCCGGAAACACGGGUCCUGCAGGGCUUCGGGCCAGACCCCGCGGGCCGGGGACAGGGCUGGGCGCUGACCCGCCGGCGGCUCCGGGCCCUGCUUCUCAAGCGCUUUCUGCUUGCCUGCCGCGGCCGCCGUGGCCCGUUUACGCAGGUGAGGGGGAGCGGGCGCCAGAGGAGGGUGCGCGGGCAGCCCCGGGUGCCUGUUUUCUACUCCCGUCACCCACUCAGCGGUGAACCCGAGAAGUCUCCCCCAGUGAGCACCUUUCCUGAGAGCACCGGGGAGCCACGGAUGAUUGUAGAGCAGGAACAGGGAGGGUCCCGGGCAGCCCGGGGGGUGCGCAGGGAGGGCAGCGGCUCUCCGGGGAGAUGGUGCCUGUCCUCUUUGGGGGCCUGGUGCCCGUGCUCAGUCUCCUCGCGCCUCCUGACGGCCGGAACCUGUCCCGACUUCCUGGUCCAGACCCACCCCCGCCUGGUGCGCCAGGGGCCAGCCGCCACCUGCUCGCGUUCAGUUUGCCCAGAGGAGGGGGCCGGCGCUCCGAGCGGCGCUCCGUGCCCCCGCACCCCCCCGCCCCUGCAUCUCCCGCAGCCUGAAGACCAAGAAGUGGGUGAACGAGGUCAGGUGAGGAGGGCCGUUCCCGCGCCCGCUGCCCACCCGCUAGGAGGCUUUCCUGCCCCGCCCUCCCUGAGCCCACUGCCCCGCAGGUAUGGGCGCUUCUCCCUGGGGGGCCGAGACCCAGGCCUGCCGUCAGGGCAAGAGGGGAGCCACUCAGUGUGGGGGCUGCCGGUGCUGCCGAAGCCCCGACCCGGCGGGGCCCUCGACCGUGUCCUGAGCAACCCCACAGCCUGGGCUCACGGCCCGGACACCGAGGACAGCCUCAAGGGCCGGCACGCCGUGGUGGCCUUCAUCGGCAGGGCCAACAACGCGCUCCUACGUGCCCACCUGCCCCCAGGCCCUGCCCGCCACGCCCACAGCAUCACCACGCUCAGCCACCCCCUGAACCUCACCAAGGAGCAGCUGUCCGCGGCUGCGACGGCCGCCUCGGUGGACGUGCCUGUCUCCAUCUGCGCGGUCUUCACCGUGUCUUUCGUCCCAGCCAGCGUCACCCUUGUUCUCCGACGAGCCGGGCCUCUGCAGUUUAUGGGGGGCCCUCCUCCCACUCUUCACUGGCUCAGCAACUUUCUCUGGGACGUGUGGAACUACCUGGUGCCAGCGUGCGUGGCGGCGCUCACCUUUCUGGCUUUCCAGCAGAGGGCGUACGUGGCUCCCGCCAACCCGCCUGCCCUCCUGCCGCUGUUACUGCUCUGCGGGUGAGGCCUCCGCCUCCCUCGGAGCCCAUUCUUUCGUGUGCCCGGCACGGCCUGUGUGGUGCUCACCUGUGUCAACCUCUUCGUCGGCAUCGACGGCGGCACGGCCACCUUCGUGCUCCAACACUUCUCUGGUCGGAAGCUGCAGGAAAUGAGCCGCAUCCGGAAAAGGGUCUUCCUGGUGUUCCCCCACUUCUGCCUGGGCCGGGGGCGCGUUGACAUGGCAUGAGACGAGGCCGUGGCUGACGCCUUCGAGCGCUUAGGAGACGGGCAGUUCCAGUCCCCCCUGCGCUGGGAGGAGGUUGGUAAGAACCUCUUGGCCGUGGUGGUACAGGGGCCCCUCCUCCUCCUCCUCAUGCUCUGCGACCGCCUGCUGCCACGACCCCAGCUGAGGUCGCUGCCCCCCACCCCCGCCCCGGGGCAGGAGGAUGAGGAUGUGGCCCGUCGGGAGCGGGUGGCCCAAGGGGCCACCGAGGGGGACAUGCUGGUGUCGAGAGACCUGACCGAGGUGGGCGCAGUGCUGGGCGUGCCGUGGGCAGAGGGACACCAGCUGUCGAUCCCCCCUGGUGAGUGUUUCGGGCCGGUGCGAGUGAACGGAGCAGGGAAGACGUCCACGUUUCGCAUGCUGGCGGGGGACGCGCUGCCCGGUGGUGGCGAGGCUGUGCCGGCUGGCUACAGCAUGGCCGGGAACCUUCCGCUGCGCACCGCCACAGGGGCUAAUGCCUCAGUCUUCGAGCUGCUGGCCGGCCGCCAGCACCUGGAACUCUUCGCCGGAAGCUCAGGUUUCCCAGGUGACCUCCCCCUCCCUCCUUCCAGGAUCACAGCCCUACCCUGGCUCCUUUGGCCCUGCCCCGAGUCGGGGUCCGCCUCUCCCCACUACGAGCUGGACCCACCUGCGGGCACCUACAGCGGAGGCAACAAGCGGAAGCUGGCGACAGCCGUGGCGCUGGUGGGGGACCCGGCUGUGGUCUUUCUGGACGAGUCCACCACGGGCACGGACCCCGCUCCCGGCGCUUUCUCUGGAGUAGCCUCCCUCCCGGCCGUGGCGCGGGAGGGCCGCUCCGUGGUGCUUUACCGCACACAGGUGGGUCCCCAGCGCCCGAGGUCCAGGGUCAAGGUGGCGGGGCCACAAGAGCGCAGACACGGCCACGCGACGCCCACCUGGCUCUACCCUGAGCGGAGGCGAGGCUCGAGGGCUGGCGGCGGGGCCGAACGGAACCGGGACGGGUCCCGGGGCUGCCGGACGAGGGUGGGUCCGGGGAAGGGGCGGGCCCGGGAGGGAAGGGGGCGGGGCCUGGGGCGGGCGCGGCCCGAGGGGGCGGGGCUAGGGAAGGGAUGGGCCUACAGGCGGGCGAGGCCCGGCAGGAGGAGGGGGGCGUCCGGAGGGGCCAGGUCUCGGGGGGCAGGGCCAGAGCGAGCUGGAGGGUGGUGUGGGCGGGCCUCGGGCGUGGCCAGCAGCCCCCGGCCCCACCCACCCACCCACCCACCCGGGUUUGGCGCCGGCCACACGCUGACCCUGCGGCCCGCAGCGCGGUCCGAGUUGGCGGAGGCCUUCGAGGCGGCCGCGUUCCCGGGGGCCGCGCGCUUCCAGGUGCCGCCGGGAGGGCGCUGCGCCCUGGCUCGCGUCUUCGGAGAGCUGGCGUGGCGCGGGGAGGAGCGCGGCGUGCACUUCUCAGGGAGCCAGACCACGUUGGCGCGGGCGCCCGCCGCGCCUGGACGGGGCUGAGGAUAAGGUGGGGCUGGGGGCCGGGCCGGGGGCUGACCGCCCCUCCGGCCGCCCUCCCCCAGGUGCUCCUGUACUUCUCCAAGGACCAGGGGGAAGAGGAGGGGGACGGGUAGGAGGCGGGAGUGGGGGCAGGCCUCGUGCCACGCCCACAGCACCCCGACUCCUCACUGGGCUCCUCGAGGACCCCGGCACCUCCUGUGUGGGGUUGCUGGGAGACUCCGGCAGCCCAGUCGCAGGCUCUCAGAGGAUCCAUCGCCCUGGAGGAAAUAGAGAACUUAUGGGGUGAAACCGCGCGCGUG
This is a messenger RNA of Leopardus geoffroyi (Geoffroy's cat), 7469 nucleotides long. It is a transcript of the gene ABCA7, whose product is annotated as ATP binding cassette subfamily A member 7. Gene Ontology annotation, biological process: transmembrane transport; lipid transport. Gene Ontology annotation, cellular component: membrane; intracellular membrane-bounded organelle. NCBI's taxonomy places the organism in Eukaryota, Metazoa, Chordata, Mammalia, Carnivora, Felidae. The record is from RefSeq and is a predicted model, not a curated record. Gene Ontology annotation, molecular function: ABC-type transporter activity; lipid carrier activity; ATP hydrolysis activity.